AUGGCGCCCACGACUGAGGAGCCCGUCAAGCGCGGCCGCGGCAGACCCCCCAAGGUCCCUGGCGAGAAGAAGGUGUACGUUCCCACAGGCCGUCCUCGCGGUCGCCCCAAGGGAAGCGGAGGCGUCAAGAAGGCCACGACGCCCAAGAAGCCCGCUGCUUCGACCGGCAGAGGCCGUGGCAGGCCCAAGAAGGACGCCGUCGAAGCUGCCGUCGCCGAGGCCUCUGAGACCCCCGCGAAGAGCGGCACCCCUGGCCGUCGCGGUCGCCCUCGCAAGUCCGACGCGUCCGCCGCCGCCCCGACCCCUAAGAAGGAGACCAAGAAGAAGGGCCGCAAGAGCGACGCCUCCACGAAAGACAAGGAGGAAUCCCCUGCGGCGGAGUCGUCUUCAUCCGAAGAGGAAGCCAAGGACCUUGAAGAUGCCGGCGUAAAGUCGCCCUCGAACGCCGAGGACUCUGCCGAGGAGGUGCGUCGCUCCCCCUGGUCGAGGAUGAUGGGAGGAAUUUUCGGCUGA
Colletotrichum chrysophilum is the source of this 513-nucleotide messenger RNA. RefSeq lists its product as uncharacterized. Lineage: Eukaryota; Fungi; Ascomycota; Sordariomycetes; Glomerellales; Glomerellaceae. The record is from RefSeq and is a predicted model, not a curated record. Gene Ontology annotation, cellular component: chromatin; nucleus. The coding region runs from base 1 to 513 and encodes 170 amino acids. Gene Ontology annotation, molecular function: DNA binding. Gene Ontology annotation, biological process: regulation of DNA-templated transcription. The transcript has 2 exons.